This is a messenger RNA of Aegilops tauschii subsp. strangulata, 2390 nucleotides long. Its product is annotated as K(+) efflux antiporter 5. The record is from RefSeq and is a predicted model, not a curated record. Gene Ontology annotation, molecular function: potassium:proton antiporter activity. Gene Ontology annotation, biological process: potassium ion transmembrane transport; proton transmembrane transport. Gene Ontology annotation, cellular component: membrane. Lineage: Eukaryota; Viridiplantae; Streptophyta; Magnoliopsida; Poales; Poaceae.
CCGGCCCGCGGGCCCCGCCACGGCCGCGCCAGGCUGAGGUGCCAGCGACCGCGCGCCGGUGAACCAACUUCCCUCCUAGUAUAACCCGCCUCACCGUCGUCACGCCUCGUGCUCCUGCUCUGCUCCGCUCCGACGACGACGACGGCGCCACCACCGCGCCAACCAACGCCCUUCCUUCCCGCACAAUCAAAAUCCCCGACCCCGACGCGCCACCCGCAGCCCCGCCGCGCCCCACCCCACCCCUCCUCACCCGCCUCGCCCCCGAUCCGGAUGGCGCCCGCGCCGCCGCCGCGGGGACCGCGCGCGGCCGGCGCUUCACCGCCCUGGUCCUCGCCAUCGCCGUGGCGCUCGCGCUCGCGCCCGCCGCGGGGAGGCCGGACAAGGAGACGCGGGAGAAGUUCUACGGGAGCCUCGUCGCCAACGGCACCCACAACGCCACCGCCGGGGACAACAGCAUCGCCGACAUGUUCGGCCGCGUGCUCGACAAGGAGUUCUCCGACAGCGACGCCUCCGAGGUACCGGACAAGAACAGCUUCAACAACAGCAUCUCAGAUCAUCAAGCUGUUCUGGAGACCGUAGCUGUUAUUACACACGACAAGAAGAAUGAUACACAGCAGGCAAAUUCCUCAAGACCUUUCCAAAUAGGUGACAUGUUUGGUUCUCAGAAUGAAAAUUCUGAUGACACGGAAACUGUGAUAGACAAAGAGGAUAAUGUUUUUGUGAUGUCAAAUCGUAAAACAAAGUAUCCAACACUUCAGUUAGAUUUAAGAUUAAUUAAAGAUCUGGUAGUUAUAAUUGUUUCAGCUACUGCCGGUGGUAUCAUAUUCUCUUGUUUGGGGCAGCCGGUUAUCGUUGGCUAUCUACUUGCUGGUUCUCUUAUUGGACCCGGAGGCUUGAACUUGAUCAAUGAAAUGGUGCAGGUGGAGACCUUUGCACAGUUUGGUGUGGUUUUUCUUCUUUUUGCACUUGGCCUUGAAUUUUCGUUGCCAAAGUUGAGAGUGGUUGGGCCUGUUGCUGUGCUUGGUGGUGUACUUCAGAUUGCUUUGUUCAUGUUCUUGUGUGGCCUAACUGCUGCGUUGUGCGGUGCUAAAUUAUCCGAGGGAGUAUUUGUUGGCACUUUCUUGUCAAUGUCAUCUACUGCAGUGGUUUCCAAGUUCUUAGUGGAAAAGGGUAGCACAAAUGCACUUCAUGGUCAAGUUACAAUUGGCACCCUUAUUCUUCAGGAUUGUGCAGUUGGCCUUCUGUUUGCUCUCAUUCCAGUUCUGGGUGGUUCAAGUGGCAUAUUUGGAGGAAUGAUGUCAAUGGGGAGACUGUUACUUGUACUGUCCAUAUUUAUAACUGUUGCAUAUAUGAUGACUUGGUCAUUCAUCCCUCGAUUCUUAAAACUGAUGAUCCAGUUAUCAUCACAGACAAAUGAACUCUAUCAGUUGGCUGCUGUCGCGUUCUGCUUGCUGCUAGCCUGGUGCAGUGAUUAUCUUGGAUUGAGUCUUGAACUGGGCUCAUUUCUUGCUGGCGUUAUGAUAUCCACCACAGAUUUUGCUCACCAUACUUUGGAGCAGGUGGAAGCAAUCCGUAACUUAUUUGCUGCACUCUUCCUUGCAAGUAUUGGCAUGCUCAUCCAUUUCAAGUUCUUAUGGAAUCACGUGGACAUAUUACUUGCAGCUGUUAUACUUGUUAUAAUAGUUAAGAGUAUAGUCAUAACAGCUGUCAUAAAAUCAUUUGGAUACAGCAUCAGAACAGCUUUCAUCGUUGGUCUAUCAUUAGCUCAGAUUGGAGAGUUUGCUUUUGUGCUUCUGAGCCGUGCUUCACAUCAUCAUCUUAUAGGGGGGAAAAUGUAUCUGUUAUUACUGGGAACAACUGCUCUUAGCUUGGUAACAACUCCCCUCAUUUUCAAAUUAAUUCCUGUGGUGACGCAACUCGGCAUCCUUAUGCGUUGGUUCCCCUCAGAAAGUGGUGUGCAGAAUGAGCUGCCUUUACAGGAAAAGGCAACAAUGCUUGAUGUUUACAACAGAACACUCUGACAUUGCCAAGCCAAAGACAUUCAUUCCACUGACAAUGAUUUAUGUGUGCAAAGACUCUUUGCACAUGCGACGGAUCGCUGCACAAAUAUUUUCAUCAUUUCCCUCCACGCCGGUAUAGCGGGGUUGUGAUGCAAUGACUACGGAUAACAUUUUGAAUGGUCAGGGAGUUAUCCAUAUACCACUUCAAUCCAAAAACUGAGUUUGUACAUACUGUACAUGUUGUCGAAGUAGCAUAUUCUUUACACGGUACGGCCCUGAGGCCUUGGUUUUGUACCAUUCUUGCCAACUUAAUCUUAGAGUUAGAUAGGGAUUUUGGAUGCCGAGCUCAGAUGUACCGCACAAGUGACAUGUACUAUUUUCCCCAUGGGG